Messenger RNA from Brugia malayi, 852 nucleotides. RefSeq names its product Cuticle collagen 7 precursor, putative (gene Bma-col-104). The record is from RefSeq and is a predicted model, not a curated record. The transcript is spliced from 5 exons. Gene Ontology annotation, molecular function: structural constituent of cuticle. Lineage: Eukaryota; Metazoa; Nematoda; Chromadorea; Rhabditida; Onchocercidae. The coding region runs from base 1 to 852 and encodes 283 amino acids.
AUGUCAGCUCAUCUGGCCGCUUAUUCUGCGGUAGGAUUUAGCAUAUGUGCACUGGUAGCUUGCCUUAUGUUUCUUCCCACUUUAUAUAAUAAGAUCUCGGAAAUCCAAUACGAUCUCGCAUUGGAUAUGGAAGAAUUUCGAGGACUACAAAAUGAAAUUUAUUUUCAAGUGAAGGGCCAAAACAUCGCAUUUGGCUCUUCGCCAUUUGCAAUAUAUCGAAAGAAACGUGGCCUAGCAUUACCAGGAGAAUGUCAAUGUGAUGCAGCAGCAUCUUGUCCUCCAGGUCCGCCUGGUUCACCAGGUGAACCAGGAAUGGAUGGUAUCGACGGGGAACAUGGACCACCAGGACCACCGGGAUUACCUGGCAAUUAUCCACCCGUGAAUGUAGAUAUCAAGGCUAACUGUCGUAUUUGUCCUAGUGGUCCACAAGGUUUUCCAGGUCAACCAGGCCCUCCCGGAGAAAUGGGAGAAAAUGGCCCACCAGGACCACCUGGAUAUCGGGGUGAACCUGGAUUUGAAGGUCCGCCUGGUAAUCCUGGACCAACAGGUGAAGCUGGUCCUAAUGGCAAAAAUGGUGCACCAGGACCAGCGGGACGAAAUGGUGUACGAGGUUCCAAAGGAGAAGCAGGACCGCCGGGACCCAAAGGACCACUUGGGCCACAAGGAUUUCCAGGUCCGGACGGUAAUGACGGAAAUCAAGGUUUUACCGGAGCACAAGGACCACCUGGACCAGCAGGUGAAUCAGGACCGAGUGGUCCACCAGGUUUCAGUGGUCCAAUGGGUCCACCAGGAACACCAGGAAGUGAUGCAUCCUAUUGCCCAUGUCCACCACGACGUACCACCGUCACGUGA